AUGGCUGCUCUUGUUUUGGCGAGGAUGCCGCCAGUCACGCUUCAGGCAGUCGGGCGCAAACGUGCCAAUGCUCUCAGGCGCGAAGGUGCGGUCUUGACCAACCAGCAGAAAGAGGAUGCAAUGAUUGGCCAGUGGCAGGAGAUGUGGGACGUCUCCACCAAAGCCGCGUGGACGAAGGAGCUCAUCCCGGACUUACGAAGAUGGUGGAGCCAAGGACCAAGGGAAGUAAGCUACCACAUGGCUCAAGCCCUAACGGGCCAUGGAUGCUUUCAGAGUUAUUUAUGGCGGAAAGGAAAAGCCGAGAAUCCGGGGUGCGUGCACUGUCCAGCUGUGUUUGAUGAUGCUGAACACACGUUAUUCGCCUGUCCAUUCUGUUGCGGCGGCGUUAAGGAAUCCAGUCGGUCCAGAGGACGUUCCGUACCUCCUGUGCGGUCCCGACCAACAAGAGCUCCCGGAACAACCAUCGCAACGGAGUAG
Messenger RNA from Metopolophium dirhodum (rose-grain aphid), 477 nucleotides. RefSeq lists its product as uncharacterized. Bases 1 to 477 code for a protein of 158 amino acids. Lineage: Eukaryota; Metazoa; Arthropoda; Insecta; Hemiptera; Aphididae. The record is from RefSeq and is a predicted model, not a curated record. The transcript has a single exon.